GGCAGGCAAACUAUUCCAAGUUCUAGUCCGCUGGUUCUGAGAAUCUGCGUCCACAUCCUCUUCUUUCUUCGACUAUCAUAUCUCUCUCUCUUUUCGUUUUUUUGCUGAAAGACUAUCAUAUCACUCUUUGUAUAAUCUAUCUAGCUCCUGCAGAUUUCAGUUCGCUUUUUCUCCGUACGGUUACUCAGAGAUAGUGAAAAAGUGGAAGCUUUUUUUUUUUUUUUUUUUUUUUUUCCAUGAAACUCUCUGUUUUAUCAGUUUAACUUUGAUUCUGAAAUUUCUCUUUUCUUGGGUCUUCCUGGUAUUGUUGGGAUAAAUGGGUAAUUGGAGACAUCGCCCCCCUCGUAGACUUCACCGUCAACAAUGGCCUCCCAGGUCCCUUCCUUUGCAGUCCGACCCAGAUCCUCCUCUUCCCAAUUCCGGGUUUGGACAGGAUAAUGUACCUUUGUGGGAAAAGAAAUUCUGCAGUAUGGUUGGAUCAAUACCAUGGAGAAAGGUAGUUGAUGCAAAGAAGUUUUUGUACUGCCAUGGUAAUGUUCUAAGCUGGGAUGAUGCUGCUAGUGAAGAGGCAUUUCAGAAUGCAAAAAAGAGGUUUUGGGCAGAGAUCAAUGGCUUCCAUUGUGACAUAUCUCUACCUGAUCCAGAUAUUUACAUUGAUAAAAUAGAUUGGAACCCAACCAUCGAUCCUGAGCUGAUCAAGGAAUUGGAUCGAGAGUAUUUUGCUCCUGUUGAUGAAGAGAAUGGUAAGGUAUGGAGGAAAAAUAAGAAGAUAAGAAAUUCUGCGUAUGUUCCUUCAUUUGAGAGUAACAAGAUUGUAGAUGAUGGUAUAAAUCCUUGGGAAUGUAACAAUACGCCAGUUCUUGGAAAUGUGGAAGGUAAGCUAAUGGGCUGGAGCCAGUGGAAUAAUGAUAUAAACGGCUCGAAGAAUUCAGAUAAUAAUGACAAUCCAUGGGAGUGUAAUGCUGCUCAGAGCAGUGGGAACACUAAGGAGAACGCUUGGGGUGAUUGUGGGAAUAUGUCAUGGGAAUGCAACUGGACGCAAAACCAUGUCAGCCGGCCAAGGGAUUGGGGUGAUGAUAAUAAUCGUUGGGACCGUGACUGUCAGGGCUUUGCCUCAGGUAGAAACAGUGGAUGGGGUAAUUCUUUGGAUAAGUCUUGGGGAAUGAACCAGCAAGAAUCUAAGAAUACCGAAAGGGACAACAAUCCUUGGAAACCCAAUGUCAGUCAAGAUAGUAGAGCCCCAAAAGAUGGAGGAUGGAGAGAUUAUGGUGGAAAUGGAUAUCGUUGGAAGCAGUGGGACCAUCAUAAUAACCAGAAAAAGAACGACGCAUUUCAAAGAUGUAGAGGUGGUUGGGGAGCCUGGAAUGAAAAUAAUCAGAAGAGGGAAGAAUCUCAACACAGUAUGUCGGGCUACAGAAACUCAAGGUUUCAGGGAGAUGAUUAUCAAACGGGUAAUCAUUGGCAGAUGGGAAACAACAAAAAGAGGCCAGUUUUCCCUCUGAGUAGCCGGUGAUUGAGAACAUCCAGUGUCUUCGUUAAGAUAAUAUUACAUUAUGGGUUUGAUUUUUGAAGCUGUUUAAGAAAGGAGUUCAUAGAAGCUCGGUGGCAGAUACUACAAGUCCAAUGCAACUUUUGCAUUGUUACUGACACUAUAAUUCAUAACUUCUACUAUGAACCAACUUUUUGAAUUUUUUAUACAUUUUCAAGAGAUUUUUGACACAAACCCAAUUCCCCCAAAACGUUGUACAACUCAGGAGAUAUUUUGAGAAUAUAUGAACACAUAAAUUUUGGACUAUAUGAAGUUCUUUUCUAUUCUUAUUAGUUA
Molecule: messenger RNA, 1825 nt
Organism: Ziziphus jujuba (common jujube)
Lineage: Eukaryota; Viridiplantae; Streptophyta; Magnoliopsida; Rosales; Rhamnaceae
Exons: 2
Coding region: 317-1513 (398 amino acids)
Source: RefSeq, a predicted model, not a curated record